AGGUAACGCUUUACCUGCUUGUGUAAUAUUCUUGAAAUUUUGCAUACAUGUAAUUUGGAGUAUAGAGAAGUAUAUAAGGUGGGAUCUUUUAUUCCGGAAAAAAUAAUUUUCUCUUGGGAAACUCACAUUGGGAAACUGACAUUCACCAAAAGGUUCGUGAGCGAAGCCAGGAGGCAAAAGCUAGUUAUAUAAUAAAAUAAGAUGAAUGCAGCAUCUCAUUAGUAGUCUUACAUAGAUUCCUAUGUAUGUAGAUAGUGUGUACUAUACUGAUAUGGUCUAUAGUAUACUAUAGAACAAAUACAAAAUAUUUUUUUGGAAACGUGAAAUCAAAAUGGCGAAAGGACACACUUAUGUACAAUGGAUUGUGGCUAUUGUUUUGGAGACAACAGUAAUGUCGUACGGGCUGACAGCAGGAUGGAUCUCCCCUAUGAAACUUGUCCUCCAAUCGGAAGAGUCACCCGUGGGAAGACCAGUCACAGACAUGGAGAUGACCUGGGUGGCAAGCAUACUGCCUCUGGCGGCUGUCACGGGUGUGCUACUAUUUGUUUACGUCGCUGAUCGUUAUGGCAGAAAGUCAGGGGUUCUUGUCAUGGCUAUUAGUCAAGCGUGUUGCUGGACUAUAAAAUUGUCAACUGCAAAUGUGCCGUGCCUCAUAAUAGCAAGAAUUUUCGCCGGAAUCCCAGCGGGAGGAUGUUUGCAACUUAUGCCGAUUUACGUCAAGGAAAUUAGCCAGGACAACAUAAGGGGCAUGCUGGUGUCUAUGAUCAUAUUAAUGCAGAAUAUUGGAGUCUUCACGAUGUAUGCUAUAGGAGCGUAUUGCAAUUACGCGUCAGUGCUAUAUUUUGGGUUGACAAUAUCGCUGAUCUCAAUUGCUGCGUUGAUCAAAGUCCCCGAAAGUCCUUCGUUCUUAGUCAAGAUGGAGAAAUACGAGGAAGCUGAAAAAACUUUAGCAUUACUACGAGGGCUAGAUGUUAAUGACAAGAUUAUUCAAGACGAAUUGAGCUAUCUGAAAAAUAACGAUACGCAAGCCAAGGAUCUUCCUGAUGUCACAAUCUUUACCAUUUUCAAAAAUAAAUCCUCGCGCUCCGGCUUAUUUGUUAUUCUCAUGAUCAUCAGCGUCCAAGCCACGAACGGUAGCUAUGGGAUAUUCACAUACGCGUCAUCUGUCAUAUCAGCUGCCGGCGUGACCUUGAACCCACAUCUGCAGACUUUGAGCAUUCCAAUAGUGAUGAUAGUCGGGUCCUUCGUCUCUAUAUCCUGCGUGGAGAGGAUUGGGAGGAAGGUAAUACUAGCCUCGGCGUUUGCCCUCUCCACUCUUGGGUUAAUAGGCCUUGGCUGUGCUCUUACGAUGCAGCACCUUGGUCAACCCUUGUCCAAUUGGAUCCCAGCUGUGUCCAUCGUUAUUACUGUGGGGUGCUAUGCUGCAGGAAUUCUGCCGAUGCCUUAUGUCAUUAUGGCUGAAAUGUUUAGUUUUAAUAUCCGAGCAAAAGUGUCAGGCUGCAUCUGCUGCUACGCUUGGUUCGUCACGUUCCUCCAACUUCUGGUGUUCAUUCCUAUAUCAAGCUUAGUCGGGAUGCACAAUACGAUGUUUUGCUUCUCCGCCAUCAACCUUCUAGGCGUUCUUGUCGCCCUGGUAGUUGUGCCAGAGACGAAGGGUAAAAGCGUGGAGCAAAUCGAGGAAAUGUUGGAACUUAGAUAACAAUAAAAAAUCUUUAAAAAAUUAUAAUCGAGCUAUAUUUGAAAAAUAAUAUAUUAUGAAGGUUGUAAUAUAAAUAAAAAUAGAUGUUAUUGCUGUAACGGCUGCUAUGUAUCCCGAUACGGGAAAAUAUGUUGUAAUUUGUAAUUAAAGCGUGUUAAAUAAAAUUAAUUAUACUGAAACCACUUUAUUUGACUGUUAGAGAGUGAGAUAUUAUUUUAAAACUUAAUAUUUUAAUAAUAAAGAAUUAAACG
Molecule: messenger RNA, 1950 nt
Organism: Plodia interpunctella (Indianmeal moth)
Lineage: Eukaryota; Metazoa; Arthropoda; Insecta; Lepidoptera; Pyralidae
Product: facilitated trehalose transporter Tret1-like
Exons: 7
Coding region: 332-1699 (455 amino acids)
Biological process (GO): transmembrane transport
Cellular component (GO): membrane
Molecular function (GO): transmembrane transporter activity
Source: RefSeq, a predicted model, not a curated record